This is a messenger RNA of Schistosoma turkestanicum, 2257 nucleotides long. NCBI's taxonomy places the organism in Eukaryota, Metazoa, Platyhelminthes, Trematoda, Strigeidida, Schistosomatidae. The record is from the annotation of a GenBank genome assembly.
UCAAGGUCGAUAACGAUGUCUUGUAAGUUAUUCAGUUUUCUUUCCAAUGGAUCAGCUUGGACGGAUUGAUGAACUUCCCAGUGUGGAAGAUGUUUUCAAGUACAGUUAUGAAGUGUACCGGAACUACUCACUUGAUGUUUUAAAGUACAAAGAGUUUUGUCAGUAUGGACUAGCAGAAAGCAUUAAAAAAGUUCAUGAUUGGUGUAUACAUCUACAAUGUUUGAGUGAAACUGAUCCAUGCUCUCCGAUGAAUAAUACGGAGUUCGAAAAAAGAUCAAUCACUCCAGUCACUUCAUCAUAUCAUAAUAUUAGUCUGCCAGUGGAGGAAUCAUUACCAAACUCAUCGAUAUCGGUUUUUGAGUACAUGCAACAUAUUGGGAAUAAUAUAACCGGGUGUUAUGAUGACUAUAUAUGUGAUAAGCCGUACAACAGUUAUCCAAAUCAUUGUAUUUUGGGCGUUGUUUGUUUCACUUUAUGCUUAUGUGGAAUUAUAAGCAACAUAGUUCUUUUCCCAGCUUAUAACUUUGGAUUAAAUCGUUCUGGAGCUACUGUUUAUUUGAGUGCAAUGGCAAUAUUUGAUUGUGUCUUCAUGGGAGUAUCAUUAUUAAUUAGUGUUGUUCAUUACCUACCAUCAUCAUUUGCUGAACAAAUGGAAAUGUAUGGACAAUUUUCUGGUUACUUGAUUCCAUAUGGUCUGCCUGUCACACAGAUAUGUGAAUUGUUAGUUGUUUGGUUAACCAUAGCCCUACUAAUCAACCGACUGCUUUAUCUGAAUUUGGGCCCACACUCCAAAUCGUUAUGUUCACAACUUGAAUCUGUGAAAAUUGUAAUAGUAGUGUUUUUCCUGUGUGUUGCAUAUAUGGGAUGCAAAUUUUUUGAGUAUACUUAUUUGGAAUAUCCAGAAAAAAUGGUUGUACGUGUUUUACUUACCCAACUUGGCAAAACGGAGAUGUUUCGGGAUUUGAUGGAUAACUGGUUAAAAGUUCCACUUGAAAUGUUUUUACCAUAUUUGGCUUGUGGAUUGUUAAUAACUAAUAUCGUCUUAAAAAUGGUCAAUUUACAUACAUCAAAGUGGAAGGCUGUAGCUAGUUUAUGCAAUGAAACUGCUUGUGCAUGUGUUUGUCGAACAGGUGUGUGUGGUAACGAAUGUCGCGAAGGUGUAAAACCAGACGAUCUAUCUAAAUCUUGGUCAUCUGAUUUCAAUAACCAAGGAAAAUCUGGAAAAGUACCAACUACAAAACAGCCCACUCCUGACAAGAAUGAUACUCCUCAAAAAUCAUUAACUAGUACCAAUCAUAAUGACAAAUUUUCUAACUUGGAUUCAAUUGAACAAGAAUUAGCCUAUUUAUUCUUUCAAUUGCCUCAAUUAGACGAAACACGCGAAAAUGCUAAUGUUAUAACAGCAGUUUGUAUUGGACUCAUUUUAUUAAUUUGUAAAAUUCCAAAAUUUCUUCUACAUGUAAUUUCAACUGAGAAUUAUAUCACUUAUGAUUCAGAAGUAUUUAGAAUGAUCGAUCACUUAUUAGAUACAAUGUUUGCUGCAUGUAAACCAUUAAUCUGUAUACUAGUCGGAGCACAUUAUCGACAAGUUUUAACAAUACCAUCAACAUGUUGUUCAUCCAAUGAUACUAAUAUCAAUACUGUUACAACUACAACUACUGUUACCAACAUCAGAGGUGAUACAUUAAACAUUAAAGACAAUAAUAAUAAUAAUAAUAAUAACAAUGAAGUAUCAUCAAUGAAUAAGAAGGAAGUAGACAGCAAUCAGAAUGAGAUUAUUUAAUAUUGACAAUGAUGCAUCCAAGUAAUAUUAACAGCUCAUUCUAAUCAUAAAAUAAUCUCAUGCAUUAUAUGAACAAGGAAUUUUUAUUUUAUUUCAUUGAUUUAUUUUAUUACAAUCAACUAAAUGAUAUUUCUUUGUUGAUGUUAAUUGAUUAUUCAUACUCUUCAUUUAUUUUAGCAUUGAUUCAUGUGUGAAUUGAAUCAGGUAAUUUGCCAGAAGUCAUUUAGUCAUAUUUCUUUUUGUCGUUGUUGCCAUAUUACUACUAAUCAAUGUAGUCAGCGUAGAUUUAUUGUUUUUUUUCUUCCUCUAUUGACUUGUUAUUUACAUUCUGAUUUUUUUUUCAAUGUACUACUUUAUUUCGUGGUUUUUAGAAAGAUAUCUGUGCUUUUACUAUCUUGUUAAUUUCGAUUUAUUAUUAUGGGUUUUCUUUCCACGGUUCUACGUUUAAAAAAAAUAGAAGACCACUUUCUUCUC